UAUUGGUUUUCAUGUGAUGCACAGUGUAAACAGUCACCAUUGUACCUGAUGUAACUAACUGUGGUCAAAAGGUGGCGGUGUUGUGUAGUAUAACGGUAACACCUCGAGGCAACUGGCCGUUACAACAUGAAAGUGCAUUUUGGUUUCGUUUCCUUCAGUUUUGAAAUGAGAGUGAAUAGUGGAUGUGAGUCGGUAUUUUAACAAAGUAGCUGCAGCACGUAUUGGAGACCAUGAUGAUUUAGAGAAUCCACGGUGAAAAAGUUCACAACACGGGAAGUCUGAAAUGGCCAGAAGACCGACUCCUUGUUAUGCCACUGCUGGAAAAUAUUACAUGGAUGAAAUCAAAGAUUCUCUUUCUCUUCUGGAUGUUGUCUAUGAAGAUCAGUUUGAAGGAGAAUUCAUCAGUCAAGAAACUCUUGAACGGACGGAGGAAAACUUUUACAGAGGAGCUCCACCCAACUGGUUGAACUUUCACAUUAGCCACCAGGCAGAUGGCACUGGAACUCCUUUUAUUAAACGAGAUGGAUAUCAAACACUUGUACAACAGAUUCACAGACGAAGAGAAGGCCCUGGAACAUCAGCAAUUAAAUUGCUCCACCAACAAGGGUGUGGGGGCACUACGCUGGCUAUGCAGGUGUUGUGGGACUUGAGGAAAACCUUCAUGUGUGCUGUCUUGACAGGCUCAACCUUAGAUAUCCGAGAGGUUGCAAAGCAGGUGGUCUGCCUUUUCACAGCGGGCAGUCGAGGCCACCAAAAGACUGUGCUGCUGUUACUGAAUGAUGAUUUCAUUGUAGACAGACUUCGGGACGCCAUUAUGGAAGAGAUUGUUGAGCAGGAGAUAGAGAUCGAUAUCCCUGUGGUCGUUUUUCUCAGCUGCGUGCGAACGAGUGAGCAGGUCAUCCUUAAAAAAGAGCAGUCUUACGAAAUGAAACAAAAAUUCAAGAGGAAUGAAAGAAAAUAUGUCAUCCUCAAAAGAACCCUCUCAGAUACAGAGAAGCAACAGUUCAAUGAGAAGAAGGAGGAGCUUAGGAGAAGAUAUGGUGAUAGAUGCAAACUGUUUCAUGGUUUUAACAUAUUGCAAACAAAUUUCUCUCAGGAUUACAUCCAGGAUUCAUGUGAGAUUUUUAAAACAAUCAAGAAAACAAAUAAACCUCAGACUCAGCUUGCUGCUUUCCUAUCCCUGCUGAAUGCCUAUGUCCCAGGUUCAUAUCUCCUGGAGUCUCAGUGCCUAGACCUCCUCGAACACGAUGACGACAUCUAUGGAUACCUUCCACUGGAAGACCUGAUGAAGCCUUUUACUCACCUCAUUGUCACCUUCCAACAAGAUGUAAGAGCUGAAAAAAAGGUCCGCAUGGUUCACCCUUUGAUAGCACAGUGUUGUACUGAACUGAUGGCAGACGAAGCAGGAGUGGCCAGAAGUGACACAGCAAUACAAUUCUUGACCUGUUUUUGCAAAGAUGAAGUCCCUCCAUGUACAUUUGGGUUCAUCAAAGACAUGUUAACCAAAAGAGAAAUGAAAAAAGAGGAAAGCAUGGAAAAUGAAGAAAAGUUUGAAGGAAGACCGAGAAGAGAAGAUACUCAAGAGAAGUUUUCCAGACUGAUUUUAGAUAUUAAGGAGAAGGAAGAGAAAAAGCAGAGUGCAACCCUACUAAAAGUUGCAUCGAAUAAAUUUGUCCAGAACUCUGUGUUCCCUCAGGCACUUGCUCGUUUUUACUAUGGAGAACUAAAAGACUAUAACAAGGCUGAAAAGUGGGCAAUUACAGCCAAGCAAAGAGAUCCCAAAAAGUCAUUCAUUGCUGACACGCUGGGCCAAGUCCAUAAGCACCAUCUAAAGAGCAAAGGUCCUUCUACCACACCAAGAGAAAUUUUGCAGCUGGCCCAAAAGGCUAUUAAAGCAUUUGAAGAUGAGGAAGAACUUGCUGAAUAUGAGCAUGGGAAAGGUAUGAACGAAGACAAGAAAACAAAAGAGCUGCGAGCUUUUAACAGCAGCGGGCACUUUGGUUAUUUGCAGGUUUGCAACCUUUUGUAUAAUCAUCUUAUCAAACGCGGCGAAAUUUGGAAGCAAGUACUCACAAAGAAUGUGUCCAUGGGCUCUGUCCUGGAAUCACUUGGCGACAACAAACUGAGCAAGUUUAAUGAUCUAAUAAACAGCCUCAGAGACACCGUUGAGAAAAAAGUUGAAUUCUUUGAUACCUUUUUGACUUACUCACAGUCUGUCAUGAAAAAGGACGAUGAAUCUUACAUUUCUAGCGAGACAGCGGAAUGCUACAAAAAGUACGUUGGAGACUCAGCACCCAAACAAAAAGACAAACUCUCGCAAACCCUUCACAAACUUAAACAAAAAUUGGCUGCCACCUCAGCCGGAGUGCUGUCGUGCCUCGACAGAAGAUGUUCUAUAUUGGAUGUUAAAAACAUUGCCGCAUGGUGGAAAGAAAUCUGUCAAAGGAAGGAUUCCUCUAAACAUGAUUUAGCCAACUACAUCCUUGCUAACAUCAUGCUGGAAAACAUGAAUGAACCCCCAACCAGUCCUGACUAUCAAAGUGCUUUUAAAGAGAAAACCCAUCUGGCCUCUGAGGCGCAACCUGAGUUUCACAUGUUAGCCCUGCUUGUGUGUUGGCCAACAUUUGAUGAAGACAGAUGUAUCUCUGACCUCUGCGGAUUGAUUAAAAAUGUUCAGCAAUCCUACGAACAUGAAUACAAGAGACUCUUGCAGUCAAGGUACCUUCGUCCUCUGUUUUUUAUUGGAACGGGGAAAGGCCUGAACAGAUUUGUCCACAGGCGGGUGCUUGAAAUCCGGUGGCUUAAAGACGCUCUAAAGGAGUCGAAUGCUAUUUGGAGGAAUGAGAGUAUUUUCAAAGAUCCCACUGUUCAGGAGCACCUUCUCAAAGUUCAAGGAGUGGUGCAAAAUUACCGGCUACAUGCAAUGUUCGGAGGAACAGAGAUUGAGGUUGAGGCCAACCGAAGAGACAGACUCUGGAAAUCAGGUCAGGUGUCCUUUUACCUCGGAUUUACUAUCAGAGGACCUGUAGCUUUUGACAUCCAGAGGAGAACUACCACUAAGGGAAAGCUGGGAGCUUGUGUCGAUGUUGUGGGAUCCACUCACUGGACUAAACUUGUUCCGGAGGUCGAAACUAAGGGUGACAUCCAAACCUACAGCCUUCAGUCUUGCAGAGGAUGCUAUGAAUGCAGUGUGUCUGCCCUGCGCUGGGUUUGCAAGGAAAGGGUCAGAAUUGAGUACCAGUUCUGCUCUUGGGAGGAACAUAGAGAGAGUCCUGCAUGCAUGGAUUACAUGCCAGCUGGACCCCUACUGAAGAUUUCGGUCAAGGCUGGAAAGUUGGACAUGGUGCACCUGCCACACUGGAUAGAUUGUGACUCUACAAGUGUAGACAUGUUUGCAGUUCUACAUGUGGAUACCUGUGGUGAUUCUGUGGAAUCUGUGUCUGAAGUGACAGCAUCCCACGUCAAGUUGCUCCACCCAGCUCGCUCUCCAAUAGGAGCCAUAAUCCAGAGGAAGCUGGGUUUAAAGGUUUACUGUGAUGCGCUGAUAUUCAAGACAAAACAGGAUUUCCUCACAUUGCGUGUGUACCUGGUUCCACCAGAUCGUGAUUUACAACAGAAAGUGGAGAAAAAAGAGGAAUCGUAUGGAUCAAUAAGAAUCCCAAAACUGAGCCCAAACGAGUCUCUGCAAAUGUGGGAUCAUUUUGUCCUGAAGGCAGAUCCGGUUGCUGCCGUUCAGCCUGAUAAAUUAAAACUAAGACAUGAAUGGACCAACUACUUUGAGAUGUUCAUCAGGAAUGCAGACCACAGUUUUAUCCUGAAACUUGAAAAGGAAAAGAGAAACAGUCUAGAGGACACUCUGUGGACCUGUACUAUACGGAAAGGAGACUAUCAAAACACAUGCAGCAAUGAUGGACAAGAGACAAUGGCCUCAGAUAUGCACUUGCUCAUGUGAAAAGAUGCUCCCUACACAAUCCUCAAAGAGACGAAGAUCAUGAGAUUUCUGACGUCCCAGCUCACAGAGGAGGAAGAAAUAAGUCAUGCUCUGCACAAAAGUGCAUGUGAACUUUAAUGAAGACAUUUCCAAGGAAGUCCACACAUAAAAUAUGUGACUGUGUCUGUAGAAAAAGAUCCUGCUUGCAUUGCCAGCUAACCAAGGCAGAAAAACGAUACUGUGAGGUAUCUCUGGAACAACAGUUCCCAUUAUUCAGUGCAAGACUGGAGACGAGUGUUUGGCUACAUUGUCACUGGAGCUUCUCUUAUUGGCAGUAUGGCUUCUGUUGUAUCUCCCAGCCAAACGCUGCAGGCGUAUUUUACUUUUGUUGUAUUAAUUCAUAUUUUUUCUUUCUUUCUUCAAUGUGAGUAUUUAGUGUGAGUAUUAUAGUGCAUUUAUAGACGAUUUUAAGCCAAUUUCAAAAUGAAAAAAAUUUAAGAGGGGCUCGAAAAUGUACGUCACUACAUACAAAACCCCUACAAGGUCCAUUCCUCUUGAGUCACGAGGAUUUACAAGAGCAUAGAGUUAGAAUGUAAAAGUUUAAUUACUCAAUGAGCUGGCAAGUGGGUGUAAAUGUGAAUUUCUCUGUGAUUAAGAACAAAAGACUUUUACUUUUUAACAUUAAACUAUGAAAAGUU
Molecule: messenger RNA, 4629 nt
Organism: Mugil cephalus (flathead mullet)
Lineage: Eukaryota; Metazoa; Chordata; Actinopteri; Mugiliformes; Mugilidae
Product: sterile alpha motif domain-containing protein 9-like
Exons: 10
Coding region: 284-3952 (1222 amino acids)
Cellular component (GO): cytoplasm
Source: RefSeq, a predicted model, not a curated record